Molecule: messenger RNA, 3032 nt
Organism: Quercus robur (English oak)
Lineage: Eukaryota; Viridiplantae; Streptophyta; Magnoliopsida; Fagales; Fagaceae
Exons: 2
Coding region: 298-2508 (736 amino acids)
Source: RefSeq, a predicted model, not a curated record
ACUUUUACUCAAGUGAUUCUUCAACAACUUUAUUCACAACUCACAAGACCCAAAUCAAACACUACAUGUGCGUGAGUGCCGAUUUCACUCACGCCUACAAAACUCCAGCCAAUUCCAAGCCCAAACACUUCAGCUCCGAAUGUCUCCUAUCUUUCUUAAAAUCCCAGAAUCCCCACACCUCUAAUCUCACAAGCUGACAUUAAAAAUUGGAUUUCCAAAUCAAAUUUGAGCAAGCCCAGCCAGCGAGAGCAUUAGCGUCUAAGCUUAGUGGAGAAGUGCGAGAUUGUCUAUUUGACGAUGGAGCUUCAACAUUGGCGGCAUUGGCAGCAUCCGUUGGUCUUUAAUGAAGAUGAGAGAAGUGGAGAUCUUUGUUGGGGGUGCUGUGAACCAGUAUUUGGUCCUAGCUAUAGUUGUAUAGAAAGCGAUUGCGAUGAUUACUACUAUCAUCAUAAAUCAUGUGCUGAACUACCCCUUGGGUUGCACCAUCCCUCACACCCAAAUCAUCCUCUUAUUCUCUUCGACAUAAAAACAUAUCGGGACAACCAUGAAGAAUUUGACAAAUUCAGCAAAUGUGAUGUCUGCGGAGAAAAGAGUCUUGAAUACACUUAUUGUUGUUACCGUUGCAACUUCAACAUUCACAUCAACUGUUCUUCUUUAUCUCUCACCAUCCAAACUGAAGUCCAUGACCACCAAUUGACCCGCAGCAUUUGGAGGCUGUUGAAUUUCACUUGCGACUUCUGUGGCAAAGAAGGCAAUCUGCCCUAUUUUUGUUUCCAAUGCGAUUUCACUAUACAUUCACGUUAUGCUGCUUGCCCACGCAGACUGAAAGUUUUCCGUCACAACCACCCUCUCCACCUCACCCCUUCUCUUGAAGUCCAUCAAUCCGACUCUCCAAUUUGUCUACUCUGUGUUCGAAAAGUGGAUACACUCUGCCUUUACUAUUGCUCAAGAUGUGAUUUUGCUGCCCACCUCUAUUGUGCUAUGCUCUACGGAAACAGGGAGUUCAUAAAUUUGCAGGAACUUAAAGAGGAGCAGUCCACCGAGUCAAAAACUGAAGAUCCAGAGCUCCAUCAAUCCUUUGACUCAAGAAUUUGCAAAGUCAAAAAAACCACUGUGGAGGAGGACGGAACUGAAAUAGCCACAGAAAUCAAACACUUCAGUCAUGCACAUGAUUUGAAGCUUACUGAUGGGAUUCCGAAUAACACAAAAUGCAACGGGUGUGUACAAUCCAUUCUCUCUCCAUUUUAUAGUUGUACCCCGUGUAGCUUCUUUCUUCAUAAAUCUUGUUCUAAAUUACCCAAAAUAAAACGACACCCACUUGAUCAACACCCUCUCACCCUCAGUUAUGAGCAAGCUUCUUUUUAUUGUGUUGGCUGUGAACAGACAUGGAAUGGCUUAAAAUACAGCUGUCAGAUAUGCAACUUUGAUUACCAUGUUCAAUGUAUUUUAUUAUCAGACACCCUUACUCAUCCCUGUCAUGAGCAUCAUCUUUACCUCUCCAAGACAAACCAUAGACAGAAGUGUAGUAGUUGUAAUUCUGAAAGUUAUUUUGUAUUCUGUUGUUCCACUUGUGAAUUUGUUCUGGACUUUAAAUGUGCUACACUACCACAAACCACAUGGUACAACCAACAUGAACAUCCCUUCACUCUCUGUUAUACUCCUGAAGAUGACUCCGGUAAAUAUUAUUGUGAUAUUUGUGAAGAAGAACGAGAUCCCAAGCAAUGGUUCUACUACUGUACAGAGUGCAGCUUUCCUGCUCAUUGCAACUGUAUUCCUGGGGACUUAGAAAUUUGCAAAGUCAUAAAAACUUCUGUGGGAGAAGAUGGAACUAAAACAGUCACAAAAAUCAAACACUUCAGCCACCGACAUAAUUUGAAGCUUACUAAUGAGAUUCCAAAAAACAAAAAAUGCAACGGGUGUGUACAAUCCAUUCUCUCUCCAUUUUACAGUUGUACCCAGUGUAGCUUCUUUCUUCAUAAAUCUUGUUCUGAAUUACCCAAAAUAAAACGACACCCACUUGAUCAACACCCUCUCACCCUCAGUUAUCCGCAAGCUUCUUUUUACUGUGUUGGUUGUGAACAGACAUGCAAUGGCUUAAAAUACAGCUGUCAGAAAUGCAACUUUGAUUACCAUGUUCAAUGUAUUUUAUUAUCAGACACCCUUACUCAUGCCUGUCAUGAGCAUCAUCUUUACCUCUCCAAGACAAACCAUAGACAAAAGUGUAGUAGUUGUAAUUCUGAAAGUUAUUUUGUAUUCCAUUGUUCUACUUGUGAAUUUGUUCUGGACUUUAAAUGUGCUACACUACCACAAACCACAUGGUACAACCAACAUGAACAUCCCUUCACUCUCUGUUAUACUCUUGAAGAUGACUCCGGUGAAUAUUACUGUGAUAUUUGUGAAGAAGAACGAGAUCCCAAGCAAUGGUUCUACUACUGUGCAGAGUGUAGCUUUCCUGCUCAUCAUGACUGUAUUCUUGGGAAAACCCCAAAUGUCAAGAAACAAAUAUAAUAGCCACCUGUUGGUAGGUGCUACACAUUAAUUUGACUUUCACCCACACACAAUUACUUUCAUUGAAGAAAUAAAGACCACAAGCUAUGUCAAAAGUGAUCUAUCAAUGUGCCAAAUGUAAUUUCAACAUUCACAAUAAUUGUUGAUAGAAAGACCAAUGUUGUUUUAAUUUUUAUUAGUAUAUUUUUCAUUUGGGUUGUGCCUUUAAUUCUUUAUUGUUGAAUCUAUUGUGUUAUUAUGGUUGUCUAUUGGUGUAGUUUUGAGAAACUUUUCUUUUUAGAUGAAGCUUAUUGGCUGUUUUUUGGUUUAUUGGGGGUUGGAUAUCUCCUAUAAGGUGACUAUGUUACCUUUGGAUCUUAUUAUUGUUAUUAUUUUUUGCCCAAAAUGAUAUUGUUUCCUCUAGUUUCUUGUUGGAGUAUGAGAGACAGUAGAUGCAUAUUGAUAACAACAAAAAAUUCUUGAAACUCCAAGCAAACAACCAUAAGAACAGAAAAUUCCUAUCACAACCAAAGCAUACAACCAAA